UCCACAUUUGCAGCUCGAUCGUCGUCAUGAUUGCCUCGGAAGUGCUGUACGCAGAGUUUGACAUUGACAAGGGCAGUACAUUACGCGCAAGCUUCCCGACCGCGCCGGAUGAAUUGCAGAAGACGGUGCAUCGCACGCCAGAGUUCUUUGCCGAUAUGAUGCUUCCUGAAGGCGUCCACAACCGGGAACAAGACUACACAGUAUUCUUCAUCCACAAGGACUCGGAAGUCAAGUACUGCUUGAGCGUGGUCAAGACGAUGCACGAUGCGAACGUCCGUCGUGGGGCGCGAAUCAAAGCAGUCGCCAUUUGCUCCAACUACCACUUUUGCUUUGCGUUCAAGGACAUUCUGAAUGUUGCCAUCGACAAGUUGUUUGCGUUGGGGUCGAACGAAUCGGUGUCGUCGGCCACGGCUGUGUUGAGCUCGCUCUUCGACGUCAUCAACUCCGUGGACGUCUCUGGAGUCACAAAUCUCCAAAAGUCCGAAGUCGAAGUGCGGCUGCUCAAGCGUACCAUGUGUGCCAAGCCGCUGGGCGGUCCCGUGCACACCUCGGACGAGUCUCUGGAGUACACGACGCAUGCCCUCUGGGACGACCUGACGAUUCCGCUGAAGAUCAAGCUGGGCAAUACACAAGAUCAGCACGAAGAAGGCUCGCUCAUCGACCUCAUCGCCAAGUUUGGAGACCAAACGAUGCAAAUUUACAAUGCCGUGCUCACUGGCAGUCGCGUGAUCCUCUUGGGCUACGGCCUCCCUGCUGGCAAAGUGUGCAAUUACGUGCUGUCGACCAGUGCAUUGCUAUGUCCGCCGCUGGUGGGCGUCAUCCACCGUCAACAUCCAUAUGCAAACUUGACUGACUUGGCAUUUUUGUCCGUCCCAGGGUACAUUGCAGGAGUGACGAAUCCAAUGUUCAAGGGGCGAAAGGAGUGGUGGGACAUGCAUUGCGACUUGGCGACGGGGGACAUUUUGGUCGCGCACCCGUUGGAGAAGGAUGACGCUGAUGCCAUCGACCACGAUUUUAUCUUGCAAGUCAUGGACGGCAUCGAAGCUGGCUUUAGCGAGUCUUGGGUGCGAUGCAUGUUUGAAGACUAUACUCGUCAGGUGAAUCUAUAUAUAUAUAGUCACAAAUAUAUAUAUAUAUACGUAUGUAUUGACAACUAUAUACUACUUAUUUAAAAACAACUUUAUGCAUAUAUGAACAAAUACGACUACGUAGUACUAGUAGUACACAGUAUAUAUCACCUAUAUAUAUGUUUGAAACUUUUGUGUCUUGGAUAGAAUAUCGUGGACAUUGCGACGGGGGAAGCGAGCUUUGUGGACGUGGACGCCCAAGGCAAGCGCACGGCCGUGAACCACAAGCGCAUCACGAAAUGGGCGCGCACGGAAAACUACGACCGGUUCGUCCGUGCGCGGAAGGAGGCUCCUCCCACCACGCCGGCCUUCGACCCCAAGGCGAGCGGGGGAGUGGACUUGAAGCGGCAUCUGCGCACUCUGAUGCACGAAGAAGUGCCGGACGACGCGCACUUGGAGCGCAUUUACGCCGACUUUGUCUCGUUGCUGACGUCCGAGGACGAGCUGAAGGAGUUGCUCAGCUACAUCCCUCGAUCCAAGGGAGGAAUCCACGUCGUGGCCCAAGGGCUGUUUCACCGUUCGAUCAGCGUCAAGUACAACACGAUCGUGCUGCUGAAGCGACUCGAGUCGUUCGACUCGACUAAAGACGUAGUCCACGCCCUCAAUCCGUUCGUUGCCACGACCUACUCGCAGCUGCUCACUACUGUCUUUGAACCGAAACGCUAACGUUAAUAACAGUUAUCGCUACUUGUA
Messenger RNA from Aphanomyces astaci, 1820 nucleotides. RefSeq lists its product as hypothetical. Gene Ontology annotation, biological process: actin cortical patch localization. Bases 27 to 1172 code for a protein of 381 amino acids. Gene Ontology annotation, cellular component: plasma membrane. The transcript is spliced from 8 exons. The record is from RefSeq and is a predicted model, not a curated record. Lineage: Eukaryota; Oomycota; Saprolegniomycetes; Saprolegniales; Verrucalvaceae.